Molecule: messenger RNA, 3001 nt
Organism: Eublepharis macularius
Lineage: Eukaryota; Metazoa; Chordata; Lepidosauria; Squamata; Eublepharidae
Gene: STX2
Product: syntaxin 2
Exons: 10
Coding region: 156-1019 (287 amino acids)
Biological process (GO): intracellular protein transport; exocytosis; synaptic vesicle fusion to presynaptic active zone membrane
Cellular component (GO): SNARE complex; synaptic vesicle; presynaptic active zone membrane
Molecular function (GO): SNARE binding; SNAP receptor activity
Source: RefSeq, a predicted model, not a curated record
GUUGCCCUGGCAUCGGCGCCGAGGGAAGGCGAAGCCGCUUCGGGUCCAGCCCGAGAGCGGCGCGGGAGGAGCUCCGGGGGGCGGCCUGAGGAGGAGGCGGAGGAGAGGCAGCCCUUCCUCGGGGCGACGAGGGCGCGGGACCCCGCUGCGCUGGGAUGAAGGACCGCCUGGCCGAACUAGCGGCGUGUACACAAAACGAAGAUGGGGACGCUUCAGUUGUUGUUGAAAAUGACCAUUACAUGGAAGACUUCUUCCAACAGGUUGAGGAAGUUAGAAAGCACAUUACGAAAAUAUCAGACAUUGUGGAAGAAGUGAAGAAGAAGCACAGUAUUAUUCUUUCUGCCACAAAUCCUAAAGAUAAAACCAAGGAAGAACUUGAAGAUCUGAACAAAGAAAUCAGGAAAACAGCGAAUGUAGUUCGUGCUAAAUUGAAAGCCAUUGAACAGGGUCUAGCUCGGAAUGAGAACGCGAAUCGAACUUCCGCGGAUGUCAGAAUACGGAAGACGCAGCACUCAGUGUUGACGCGGAAGUUUGUGGAGGUCAUGACAGCAUAUAACGGAACGCAGACCCUCUUUCGAGAACGCACCAAGGAUCAGAUACGGCGGCAGUUAGAAAUAACUGGGAAGGCCACCAGUGAUGAUGAACUAGAAGACAUGCUGGAGAGUGGCAAUCUUUCUAUUUUCACUUCGGACAUUAUUCUCGACACCAAAAUUACCAGGGAAGCUCUAGAUGAAAUUGAAUCACGUCACAAGGACAUUAUAAAGCUGGAAUCCAGUAUACAUGAGCUACAUGAAAUGUUCAUGGAUAUGGCAAUGCUAGUUGAGGUCCAGGGUGAAAUGGUCAACAGCAUUGAGAAAAACGUGAUGAAUGCAGUCGAUUAUGUCGAACACGCGAAAGAGGAGACCAAGAAAGCCGUCAAAUAUCAAAGCAAAGCUCGCAGGAAAUUGAUGUUCAUAAUCAUUUGUGUAACUUUGCUGCUUGUAAUCCUUGGAAUUAUCCUAGCAGCAACCUUCUCGUAGCACACGGCAGAUACCAAGAGGUUGCAGCAUCCAAAUCUCACACAUGCGAGGAAACCAACCAGCCUGCUUGUAAAGAUGCCUUCUCUUGCCACAGUCAGAUGUUCUUCGAGGGAAACCAGAUGACUGUUAGCUAUUUAGCCGACAGCGCUAAAUUGGUGGAGUGGGGGUUUUCCUCUCGAAAAUGGAAAACUGCAAAUUGUAUCUCACGGACAUAAAGGCUGCUCAGAUUUUGUUCUGCACUAUUGGAGAUGAAUUCUGUUGUGUUUUUAAUAGGCCAGUGCUAUCCAAGUGGAAUGCAUUGUCCCCAAACAUUGAGCCUUUGCUUUUUGUGGCUUCAUUUGCCAUUAAUUAAUCCAUCUUAUUAACAUAGCGGUGGAUCUUAUUUUAAAACUGAUGCAGCCACAUUCUCUUAAAGAAUUUGUAACUAUGCUUAGGACUGUCGUCAGACUUCAGAGGCGAGUUCCAUUGCUGUCAGCAGGUCUUUGACUUUCAGGUAAACGUGAUUGGGGUGAGAUAUGAAGUGUCUUUUGUUUCCAGUUUCCGUAUUUUUUAAAAAAAACUGUCUUAAACAUGAUUUUUUUAAAAAAGUGCUUAACAAGUCAGUGUAUGCUUUUAAUGUGAGCAGUUUCAUAGUUUUCAGACGGCUUUUCGACAACUGUGUAGAAGCAAGUGCCUUUUUCUUAGUACUGACCAGCCAAAAUUGUGUAUAGGCUUAAGUACUAUUACGACUUUAUCACAUAACACUGUUUUAAAGAGGAUCUACUCCACUGUGAAGAUUACUAUACAUUUUCCCCUGAUACUCCUAUGGGCUCUCCCCCUUUCAGAGUUAUGCCAUAAAAUAUUUAGAGGGCUCCAGUUUUCUAGAGAUGAAUGGAAGGUGCUCACUGGCACUCUGGAGCAAGCCCUUCAGAGCUUGAAUGUCCUGCCUAUACUGGCUUCCUCAUUCUCUUUGGUAAAGAUUUACACACAUCCUGUUGUGCGUACCAAACAACCUCCGGCAUCGAAGUGAAUGGAGAAGCUUUUAUAGGUAUGAUUGCUUCAGAUCUAACAAGGGUCUCUAUCUUCUUAUGCACAUGCAUGCACACACAGAGGAAAAAGUCCCGUUUGUUUUAGUGGAACCUUUGCUUUCAUAUGGUUUGGUGGGCUUUACUCACAGUGUCUAAUAACUGAGAAAAAAUGGUUUCAGUAAAAAUAUGAUAAUGAGGCAAAGAUACGAGCAUUUUAAAGCUCGGUUUGAUCUUGGAAUCCUUCUAAUCUAAUCUGUGACACAGCUUAACCCUGCAGAUUGGAUCUGCUUUACAGUUCUGGCUGUAGUGCAGCAAGCCGUGAUUUCCUUUUCAUCAAGGAACAAUCACAAAAAUCAAGGUUUUGUGUCUUUAAAUUUCCAUUUAGUCCUUAAUGAAGGCGGGUGACGAAAAGGACGAGCAGGUGUUCGUUCUAAACAAGACACUGAAUUUGUUGGGGGAAUGUGCUUUUUGAAUUUCCCUAGCAAGAAUGAAGUGUUUGCAACUUAGCAAAGGCCUUGGUCCAAAGUACGUCACAAUUGAGUUCUGUUGAAAGGAAGGGGGCUUUGCACUCCUUUCUCUGGGUUAGGACCAAAACUGUGCAGCUGGGAGCAACAUUUAAAGCAUUUCAGAAGUAACCAAAACACUUGUUGCUGAAUAGCUUUUUUUGUAUUGUGUUAUUGCUAUGUAAAAUAUUGAUAACUGUGUUUUUGAUUUCUCACUGUUUCCAAUAUAUUCAUGUAGAUAUGUGGAUAUUUAUGCCAGAAGUGAAACAAAGUGCAACGGGUGCCUUUUUAAAAAAACGAUAAAUGGUCUUGAAAUAUUUAUUUCUGUGUUUUGAACAAGAAGAAUAAACUUGCAGAUAUAUUUUGUGUUACAGGUAAUCUUUCUCAUCACUCAUAGUUUAUUGACUUUUUACAUAUUUACAGUGUAUAUUCUUCAAUGUUUGUUAUGUAUAUAAUAAACUAAAAGAUAACA